This is a messenger RNA of Hyaloscypha bicolor E, 618 nucleotides long. RefSeq lists its product as uncharacterized. Bases 1 to 618 code for a protein of 205 amino acids. Lineage: Eukaryota; Fungi; Ascomycota; Leotiomycetes; Helotiales; Hyaloscyphaceae. The record is from RefSeq and is a predicted model, not a curated record. The transcript has a single exon.
AUGAGACGUUUCUGCAAACGCCCCAAGGAGAAAUUCGAUUCCAACAUCAUCGGUCAAUCGUAUCCAGGAGGCUGCGAGGAUCUCACUAGGGCUUUUGCAUACGCUCUGGUUGGAGGAGGCACGGAUGAUAAAUACAACAAGACAUUCAAUCUCAUAUUAAGCGAACAGAUAAAUCCCCUCGACGUCCGGAUAAACUAUGAGAAGUGCUGUAUAGAGGAAGAUGGGGAGGUAUAUCAAGCCGUGGUAUGGGAGCGCCAGAACCCCGAAGCGGAAGGGAAGGUCAAUGGCGUUAGCUAUAACUUCUACAGUACUGGAAGUAAAGAAGCUAGCCGAGCUUGGAGUUAUACUCAUCAUUUAGUCCAUAUUUUCAGAAAUUACCGGUUCUUUAUGGCUGCUGAUGGGUACGCUGGUCUGGCACCAUUGAACACGAAGGAUAAUUGUGAUGAUUCAGUUGCCUUUUUGGAUGGUGCUAAUGUGCCAUUUGUGAUUCGGCUUUUGGGAGAUGAUACUCUUGAUUGGGCUCUUGUGGGACCGUGUUAUGUGCAUGGUGUGAUAGAUGCUAAGGCUGCGAUGGAGAAUAAAAGUUUUGGCGGCAGGACGCAGAUACGUUUAGUAUAA